Messenger RNA from Amphimedon queenslandica, 2936 nucleotides. RefSeq names its product gamma-aminobutyric acid type B receptor subunit 2-like. The record is from RefSeq and is a predicted model, not a curated record. NCBI's taxonomy places the organism in Eukaryota, Metazoa, Porifera, Demospongiae, Haplosclerida, Niphatidae. Gene Ontology annotation, molecular function: G protein-coupled GABA receptor activity. Gene Ontology annotation, cellular component: G protein-coupled receptor heterodimeric complex; membrane. Bases 73 to 2823 code for a protein of 916 amino acids. Gene Ontology annotation, biological process: gamma-aminobutyric acid signaling pathway; G protein-coupled receptor signaling pathway. The transcript is spliced from 17 exons.
GGUGUGUGUCUAGACUAUGAUGAUACUCAGCAACUUAGAGUAGUCUUGGCAAUCCAAGCUUAGAGCCUUCAAAUGGCUUUGUCACAGCCUCAGUUGGCCCUUUUCCUAAAUUUAUUCGUUCUUCUUGGUCUUUGCUUAGUCGCUGACAGUAAUUUCACUUGUCCCUGUGGUGAAAAUAUAGAUAUAUCUCUGGCUGACCUUGUCCCUUGCUAUCAUAGUGAUGGCCAAUCAUCAGCGGCAGUACUAACGACGCCAAGAUCAUGCGAUUCCUUCAUAUACGUGGCUACCAUUCAGGCAAUGAUCUAUAUGACUUCCAGGCGAGACCUGAACCUGCCUCUAAUUUACCUAGGCCCUGAUACAUCUAGCUGGUGUUACACCUUAUUUCCAGAUAUACCAACUUAUGAAAACCACCUGCAGGAAGCUCUCCCUGAGGUGAUUGGUGAGAUAUACGACGAGAUUAAUGCCAAUAUAACUAUAGGAGCUAUCAUUGGCCCACAGGAUCAAGAGCUCUCUGAACUAACAAGUUACAUCACUGGAAACAAAUUAAAAAAACUAACGGUAUCAUAUUCCACUCCUAACUUCAAACUCAGCAAUCAUACUCUGUUUCCCAAUUUUUACUCGACGUCUACUUCUGAUUUAUUUCUAAAUAAAGCACGCCUCCAGUUACUCUAUGAUUUCAGUUGGAGAAAAGUGGCUGUGGUUGCAACAGAUGCACUUUACGAUAGAGCUCAAAAUUUUUAUACACUGGCUAGUAAAAAUUUGUCAAUGGAGCUAAGUUUUCCGGGAACAUUUCGUGACGAUCCAACCAACAUACUCAGUGACUAUAAGGAGAAUAAUUAUCGCAUUUUUGUGGCCUUUAUUCCUUUUGAUAUUAGCAGAUACGUCAUUUGUAAAGCAAUGAGGAUGGGUCUAACUACCAGCCAGCAUGUGUGGAUAUUGCCUGGUAUAUAUGACUAUAUGUGGUGGCAUGACUGCACCUGUGAUAAUAAUGAUGAGUUCUGUAGUUGUAAUGAUUGUACUGAGGAGGAGAUGAAGUCUGCUAUACAAGGAAUGCUCUUUAUUGAUGCCUCUAAUCUACUAAUAACUAAUUCCAAUGAAUCUGAAGCUCAAAUAAGCUCCUUUCAUUGGAUAUUUAAUGUUUCUCGUGACUUGUUCUUUUCAAGUGAUACUAACAUUACAGAGGAUGAUAGGCAGUACCUGUUGCAUUCUCGUGCUCCUAACGCGUAUGAUGCUGUUGCUUUGUGGGCACAAAUCUGGCACGCUGCAGUAGAGGAUCUCUUGAAUAAAUCAAACGAUGCUUCUGCCACUUGUGAUGCCAUCUCUUCUAAUGAUCCAAGAGACUCUGAAAUGCUGACAGAAAAGAUGUUGGAUAUACUAGAACACAACAUUUACUGUGGCGUAUCAGGUCACUAUACUUACUCUAAAAACAAUGAAUAUGAAGAAUUUGGACAGGCUUUGGUGACACAAUUUCAAUCUGGUUCAGAGUGCACUGCUGGACAAUAUACUAACUACAAUGUCUCGUGUGAACGUCUCACACUGAUACCUAUCGAUGAUUCCCAAAGACCUGAUGUUAACUUUCAGUUAGAAUUUGUUAAUUUCAGUUUCUUUAAAAUUGAUUCCAAUAGACUCAUUGUACCAUGCCCAUACAGAUGGAAAAGCAGAGUGAAUGGUUCGUAUUGUCCUGAUUGUUAUACGCCGCCUACUGAUGGUGUCUGUCGUGAUGACUCAUGUAUCUGCUACAAUGAGCUUAAUGCAUGGACAAUGAGCUUUGCACUCUCACUGAUGAUAAUAGGAAUACUUACAGCUAUAUUCUUACUGAUAUUAAACUUUUCCUUUAGGAACAACAUGCACUUUAAAUCCUCAACUCCGAUAUUCAACAUUGUUAUUAUUGCUGGCUCUAUUCUAAUGUAUUUAUCAGUUCUGUUUCUUGUUUUCUCUUUCACUGGAAGUCGCAUAGCCAAGACUGAGGAACAAAGAGAGAUCCUUUUACCAGUCUCGUGUGAGUUUACAACAUGGCUCCUUAAUUUAGGAAUGGUACUGAUACUAGCAACUUUGUUAGCAAGAAACUGGAGACUUUAUAGAAUUUUUCACAAUUCAAAGAUUGUGAAUAGAAAUAAUCUCUCUAAUGCUCAUUUAGCAUUAAUCAUCAUUCUUCUAAUAUCUCCAAUGGUUUUAUUGUUAAUAAUAUCGACAGCAGUUUCGCCUUCAGAAUACAUCACUAGGAAUGAAACAGAUAACUGCCCCCACUUAAAUGUAGACGACUCCAUUACAACUACACAAGUAACGUACUUGUGUACCAGCUCAACAGAAUGGAAAGAAAUCCUGAUAAUGUACAACCUCCUCCUCUCCUGUGGUCUUAUCUUCUUCUCUUAUCAAAACGCAAAGAUCAGGACUCACUUUUCACAGGAGGGAGAGUUUGCUGCUAGAGCAGUAUUUGUUGUAUUUUUAUUUGUAAUUCCCGGAUUUCUCAUUGACAUGAUACUGCUCCUAGUAUCAAGUCUACCAUCAUUCUGGAUCGGUUUCAUAUUCUCUUUCUUAGCUCCAACCAUAAUACUAGGAGGACUCUUUAUACCCAAGUUCAUAUUUAUUGAUAAAGACAAGAAAGAAGAAACAAGAAUUGCCCGACAGACCACACUUACCAUGAACUAUGAGGACAAGAUGAAAGAAAUAACGCAUUUAAAGGCAGUUCUCUUACAGAAAGAAGCUAAUAUCACUACCUUUACUUCCAUGCGUACGCCUUCACCAAGGUUGAAAGAUUCACCAGCAACAAUGGAUACUGACUUACCUGCCUCAAAACACGUGACAUUUGAUGAUGCAUCGUGAACAGAGCAAACAAUCCUGACAUUAUAUGUACACAGAAUAUAUUUAUUCAUUUUUAAACUCUUUAUUAUGUCUUCAAAGCAUAAUGAUCAUCCUUCUAUUAUAUGUACUAUAAA